GCUGGUUCAGAAUCAGAUUUGUAUCCAAGAGACUGCAGGUUGGGAUUCUCUGACUAAAAUCAUACAAUGAUGAGAAUCUUCAGAGACCAAUCACCUCUACUGAUGUUCAUUUCAUCCUUUAGCAAAUAGUUUUAUCACAUCGCCCUCUAGUGUUUAUUAUUACAUUAGUGUUGCAUGUGUUAUGGAUUGAUUUUGGUAGAAAACUGAUGAUUGACAUAAAUUACAUAGAUAUUGAAAACAGUUACAUGGUUUGAAAACAGGGAAUUCAUGUAGAAAUAGUUCAUCAUUUUAAAUGUAAAUGUCCUGUAGAAACAGUCCUGUGAAGAAGAUCAAAACAUUUAUCUCCAGGAAAAGGGUUAAAAUGCUGAAAAAGUGUUAGAAUGCUGAAAAAGGUUAACAUGGUUAAAAACUUUGUAGAAAGUCUGAACAUACUUGCCUGCCGGAAGAGUUGAUCUAUGAUCUACCUGUUGAGCCUUUUUGAGAGAUGAUGCUUGUGAUCGAUUAGCUAUGCCUGCAGAGGUCGGAAGGGGGAGCUCUCGGCCUCAUUCUCAAUGGAGCUGCCGGGGAGGAAGUGUUGUGUCCGAGCAUCAUCAUUGAUAUCUCCCCUUUUCAGUGAACCUCUGUUACAACUGCAGAUGCUAAAGUUGUGGCCACAGGAUGAACCACGGACCUACUGCAGUUUCUGCAGCCCUGCAGACAGCUCUGUCUCCCAGGUACUGUGCACCAUCCUCACCCUGCCACAGGAGGGGGGACUAUGCAAGAUUGUUGUUUACAGACUACACCUGCAAUAUCGUCCUCACCAGACUGGCUUCUAAACUGAUGGUCCUGGGACCACAACCCUGCCUCUGUCUCUGGAUCCUGAACUUUCUGAUUCUUUUUGGGUUGUCAAGCUUUUAUAUAGCUAUUUAAUAUAUACCUUGUUUAAUGUGUGAUGUCGGCCUCCAGUUCUGUCGUAGAAUCCCUCCAGAGUUUAUCAUUCAUUGAAAUUGGCACUGCCAGCAGGUCACAGAGUAGAAGAAAAGGACAUGAAAAAGAAAGAUCAGGAACUACUGCUAGUUUGUCUGUACAUCAGAAUCCAGGUCCCUGACCUGAAUGAAAACUCUACAGAGUUUUCCAACUGUCUGCACACCAGUAAGUCGGCCAUCAGGUGUUCAUCAAUUUGUGAUGUUGCAAUGCCUUUGCCAAUGAAUUUCAAAAAGAGAGAGCAACGUUUUGAGUUUACUCAGUAAUAAAUGAGAACAUGGGAAUUGAACACAGGAAAUGCCAGGAAGGCAUUAAAGCCAAUGUACACAGCAUCCAGCUGGUUCAUUUUCAGGCUCCCAGUUGCCGGAACGUGUAUUUUUUGUGUCACGGCUUACAAAUAUGUCCAAUGGUGGGGAAGGAGUGGAGCAAUGGUGGCAAGCAAGCUUACCUGGGUCUCAGGUAGGUCUGCAUGUUUUCUUAUGUUCACCACCAAGACAUUCGAUAAUGUGAUGGCUAUUAGUAGCUGUAACAGCCAUUAGACAUAUAGCCAGAAAGCAGGCUUUUGGUAACUAAGUGAUUUAAGGGCAACUGUGGCUCAGGAGCUCAGGAGGUAGAGCGGUUGUGCACUCCGGCCUGGGCAGCCUACAUGUCAAAGUAUCCUUGGGUAAGAUACUGAACCCUAAAUUGCUCCCGAUGCUGUACACUGGUGUGUGAGUGUGUUAAUGCUUGUAAUGAGCAGGUGGCCAUUGUUUGGAUGGGUGAAUGCAGGUGCGUGUUGUAAAAGUGCAAUGAUUGGUCUUCAGCUAUAUAUAUACUGUAUAUAUAUAUAUAUAUAUGUAUAAAUCCAUUUCUCAUUUUCAGUCAGAAAGGCUGGGUUUGGGUUUGGUUUGCAGUGAAUUAUCUCUUUGUUUCUCUUGUGUUGACAGUUGUUGGGACUGUAAAUGUGCAUGUGUGUGUUGAUGAUGGUGUUAUAGUAAUGAUGAGUGAUGUAUGGAAGCUGAGAGAAGCAGGGUCCGACUGACAUCACUCUGGCCCCAAAAGGUCUGAGUGACCCUCAUACAGGUUUCCCAACAGGGAAGAUCCAAGGAGCUUCUGUUGCUCUUGACCAGCGUUCAGUUUUUGCACUCACCUCUGCGCUGGCUGGAACUCUCUUUGCUGAGCCGUCUGAUGUCAGAUGGUAGUGAUGAUGAUGAUGGUUUUGCAGGGUUCGGUCAGUCAGUCCUGAACAGAACCAAACCAUUGCAAAAGUCAGUUUUGCUUACUCCAAGGUAAGUCGUAGCAUAAAUAGAAGCAUAAAUGUAUAUGUAUGAUUGUUAGCUCUUUUAUGUGUAUACAUGUAAAUGUGGCUGCUUAAAAACAACGCAGACGGAUGCUGUGUGCAACCCUGAUUCCAGGAAGUUAAAACACAAAUAAAACAAUGUGAUAAUCCUUUUUCACAUACACUAAACUGAAAACAAUACAAAUACAUUCCACGGGUAAAAAGGUUCAUUGGUGACAGGUGAGUCAUGAUGAAAGGCUCAGUGGUUCACAGCGAGGAUGGAGCGAGGUUCAACACUUUGUGAUGAUUGUGUAAAAGAGAUAACUACAUGGGCUCAGGAACACUGUUGUCAGUAAACGGUUUCCUUGGAAAGGGUUGCAUUCUGUUUUUAUUUCUGUUACACACCUUUUUUAAAAUCAGGGUUGUUCACACCCAGAUCUAUAAACACCAGAACAUACACACCAAGAUGUUGCACAGAUGUUCUUCAAAAAUAUUCACGACUUACAAAAGAAGGGAAAAUGUAGACAGUCACAAUGAGGAAGUGACACGUUAGUUCUUACAGGAAGUUAAUUCUUCACUUGUCUUUAGCCCGUUCAGAGAUUUUAACAGUUGCUAGCUGAGAAGGGAAAGAAAAAAAGAGACAGAGAAGCACGAUGGCUGAAUUCAGAUGGAUUAACGUGUCAUUGUUUCUGAUACUGGUGCUUCACUUUACAGCAGCAGCUGGACAAUAUUCCCCCCACUUUGUUGUCAGAGAUGGAGAUGAAGUCACUUUGCCUUGUGGACAUAUGAUAGAUGAUCAGAGCAGAUGUGGCAGUAUUGAUUGGCUCCUCAGUGGUCCAGGAAGGUCAACAGUACAGCUGGUUAAAAAUGGGCAGAUUGGUGAAAACAUUAAACCGGACAGACUGAGCGUGACAGAGAAUUGUUCUCUGGUUAUAAAGAAGGUCACAGGCGAGGAUGUUGGUUUUUACACCUGCAGACGGAUCAUACCAAGACAUCAAUAUGAAGAUGCUAAUGUUCAUCUGCUUGUUAUUACCAUGACUGAACGUACAGACUCUGAGGAGGUGACGUUGUUCAUCACUGUGUUAACUCACAGACAGUGUGAAUACAGAGUGAAGUGGCUGCAUGAGGAUCAAAAUGUGGAGAAAGAUAAAGACAUGGAGACAUAUCCCAGUUGCUCAGCUACUGUGAAAUUUCCUACAACUUAUCUGAAGCAGGAUUUAAGAUAUCCCGACCUGUUCAAGUUUGAAGUGACCAAUCAUUACACUGGACAAGUGCAGCAGUUUGACUUCAGUCCUCAGCCCUCAGGUGGGAAAGCAGGAGAGGAUGCAACAACCGCAACGACAACAUCAGCGAUAAUAACACCUAAGAACAGGAACGAAGGAAGGACCGACUCAUCAGGACCUGCAAUCACUACAACACCAGAAAGUUGGUGGUUGUACAUCGUUGUGCCGACAGGUGUAGCUGCACUCCUAGUAGUCAUUGUGACUGUGAUCAUUUGGAAGAGAACUAAAGGCAAGACAACACAGAUGGAUGAAAGCACAGGACUGAGCUCAAACCCGGCGGUGACUGAGUCUGGUCCAGAAACCAAUCAGGACAGGGCUGAUCCUGAAGAUGGUGUUUCCUACGCCUCCGUCAGCUACACCAAGAGGACCAGCAGUAAAGGCCAGGUUAAAGAUGAUGAAGGUGAUGCAGUGACGUACAGCACCGUGAAAGCGUCCUCAUCUUGCGCAGGAGCCUCUGAUGAUCCCUGCACCCUCUACGCCACCGUCAACAAACCAAACAAAUAAGAGACCACAGAACGUGAGAACCAUUCUGCCAGAUCUGUUAAGAUCUCUUAAGGCCUGCGUGAAGUCAUCAGGAGGGAGGUGGUGGCGACUGACAUCCAGGAACAAACAUGGCGUCUGAAGUGCUGUGUGUGACACUGGCUGUCUGUGUCCCUGUUUACAGAUGAAGAGCUCUGCUGAGUAAUCACAUUACAUUUGACUGUUACACAGUAAUGUGACUGAUUUUUGUUUCUAAAUUCGGCCAUCACAUGACUAUCAAUCAAUGAGUUAUGUCGAUACUUGUGUUAUAUAAGUUCUUCUGUUAUCUGUAUAAUGAGCUGAUCAUCAAACCUCUUUUUCCCUUUUUUCUGUCAAGUCAUUAGGAAGCCCAUCUCCUCUUUUAUUUAUUGAUGAACUGUAUUAUUUCAGCCAAAUAAUAUUUGUUCUUGCUGGUGUUAGGAAAGCUUUUAUAUUGUUUCAUAUAUUAAUGUAGUUUGAUUUUAGCCUAUAACUGCCUGACAUAGUGCUCUGGAGCCCUGUUCUCGCCACAAUAUUACCCUACCCUAACCCUAACCUUGAAGGAAAUGUUAGGGUUUGUUGCUUCUUGAAGGAAAUGUUAGAAGAGGCUGUUAAAUCUAGUCUGUGGAUUAGGCCUCCACCUUCAGCACCCUCUAAACUUUUUACUCCCUACCCGAACAAGGGUUUGUAUCCAAUCCCUACUUUCAUCUUUGACUCUACCUCUUUACUUUCUACCCCCGACCCGAACCAGGGUUGGUAUUCCCACCCCGCUCUUAUUGGUGCAGUUGGUGAGAGGCAGGUGCAGAUGAUGGUAGUGUGGCAAUCGGCAGUUACAUGUGGCAUCUAGGCCUGUGGUAGCAUUGUAGCAGCUAACAAUAGCUAAAGCGGCGGUA
Molecule: messenger RNA, 4895 nt
Organism: Chelmon rostratus (copperband butterflyfish)
Lineage: Eukaryota; Metazoa; Chordata; Actinopteri; Chaetodontiformes; Chaetodontidae
Exons: 10
Coding region: 2875-4008 (377 amino acids)
Biological process (GO): positive regulation of ERK1 and ERK2 cascade; T cell activation; interleukin-15-mediated signaling pathway
Cellular component (GO): external side of plasma membrane; membrane raft
Molecular function (GO): MHC class II protein binding; protein tyrosine kinase binding
Source: RefSeq, a predicted model, not a curated record